Molecule: messenger RNA, 1002 nt
Organism: Phaeodactylum tricornutum CCAP 1055/1
Lineage: Eukaryota; Bacillariophyta; Bacillariophyceae; Surirellales; Neidiaceae
Exons: 1
Coding region: 1-1002 (333 amino acids)
Source: RefSeq, a predicted model, not a curated record
AUGAAUGAAGAGAGGAGCGCGCUGCGGAUAGAGACGCUAAGUAAGUGGUGGAAAGAUCGGGAUGAAAACGGCAACUGUCGGCUUCCCUUGUUGGACUUGAGAUCCAAUGCUGAAAGUGAGGAGUCGCACCUUCGUUUGUCUCGAAAAUCGCCUGUGAAUGCCAAUAUUGUACAUAUACCGCUUGAUGAAAUUUCAAGACGAAAUUACGAGUUGCCGCCGCGAAGUCUGGAGUUCGUCGUGUUGGUGCCAGGGGAAUAUUGCCUAUCGACGGUGUCAAAGCUGCUUCUAGGCAAGACGCCUUCCAGGAAGGACAAGUCAAACCUCCGGAAGCGUCAACCAUGGAUGGUUCAAUACGCCAUCCUAGCGAGCGAUCUAUCGUCUAGAGAUAUAGAGGCAUGGAUGAGCCUUGCUUGCAAGCAGACCUAUUGCUCUGGUCGCCAGGACGUGCGUGCAAUUUCGUUUGUCCCUCGUCCUCGUCUUUGGCAGCCCGAUCCUAUGGUUGAGUCAUUACUCCUACCAGUCCUUCAAUCCGAGCUUACUCAGCGGGUAAUCUCUGAUCCAUCGAGUCAUUGCGAAAUUUGGGAUUUAGGUGCAGGCUCGGGACGGGAUGUUUGUUUUCUAGCCGAGCAGCUUUUGGCAAGGCUAACGUGUCCGAACUUUACGGUAGUAGGAUACGACCAGCGUUACCGCAACUUGAACACUGAACCUUGUCGAGCCUUUUACAAUCGACGCGGACUUUCUCACGUUACAGAUUCACGAAAAAUUGACUUGACUAAUGUGAAUGAGGUUGUCGCCGAAUUGGAUCGUGUUGUUACAAACUCGAAUCGCAUCGUUAUUGGUCUGUUUGCUGUGCGGUUUUGGCAUCGGCCAUUGGUCGAAGCUAUUGCAGCCUCAACGUCUUCCAUGUCCAGUGCUAGCGUCUUUGCCAUUUCUCAGUUCGGAAGAGCAUUCGACGGAGCCUCAUGGGAUUUUGAGCAUCCGAAGGUAAAUAGAUUGCUCUAG